CGUCUUCCGCCUCGUCUCGCCUCUCGGACUCUCGGCAGUCUCGGCUUGGCUCGGCUCGGCUUUCGGCUUGACAGAUACCGACCAUGGAACAAAUUUUUAGAUGAUCAAGCAUUACGAUUGGCGAUACUGACAUUACUGAGACCCAGGUUGCCAGGUUGCCAAGGAAACCGCAGCUUUCAAAUCUGUCGUAAUGGCCGCUAACGCCGACGAAGACAAAGUUUUUCGCAUAAACAACCGUUUAUGUCACUUUUCAAGAAAUGGAGCGUAUCUGGCGGUGGCGUUUCAAACGAAUCUGCUCAUAAAGGAUGCGAGGACUCUCUGUACCUGUCAGUCAUUCGUAUUCACGGACGUGAUACAGUAUAUGGAGUGGUCUUUAAACAGCGAAUAUAUUCUUUGCGCGAAUAUAAAAAGAGCUAUUGUUCAGGUAUAUUCGAUACGCGAUCCCCAAUGGAAAUGUAAACUUACCGAGGGCAGUGCGGGUUUGCAAAGCGUUACCUGGUCCCCAGAUAGUAAAAACAUUUGCACCAUAGCAGAUUUUAACAUUCAAAUAUCCAUUUGGAACUUGGAAGAACAGACCGUGUCGCAUAUACAGAAUGUAAAAUCGUCUUCCUUUGAUAAAUUACAUUUUAGUCCCAACUGUAAGAGAUUAGCAGUAAUAAUUACGGAAGAAGGUCAAGAUACGGUAGAGAUUUACAAAACUGAGAACUGGAAGAUAAGCCGAAAACUUAUCUGCGAUCGUUUACACGGCAUCGACGGGAUUCGCUGGUCACCGAACGACGAAUUGUUAUGCAUAUGGUGUUCCUCUCCCGCCGAACCUAAGCUGAUCGUUUAUUCCAUCGCGUUGGAGAAACACGUGGCGGCGUUUUCCCCGCUGGAAACAGUCCAGCCCGCGUCUGAGGCAUGCAGCUAUGGGAAGGAGCUGAGAGGAAUUGAAUAUGUCGAAUGGAUCCCCAGCGGACAGCUGUUGGCUGUAAUCGGGUUUAACGAAGUGGUCGUCCUUCUUAAUUAUAUCACAUGGCAACCGUUGUCGAAGUUAUAUAUGGAUCCAGUAAUCAGGGAAUGUAAUUAUUUAACGAAAGUAUACAAGGAAUGCGCCGAUUCGGAGAAAGUUUCUAAUAAACGUUUCGCAUCCUGCGAGGAAUGCGUGUUACGUGAGAUACAUGAACGGCCCAUCUGCAUUGAAAUUGGAAAGAAGGACAAUAACGACAAUUUUUCGGUAGCGAAGAUUAAACUGUUUGAAUUUAGCUCAUGUGGACAAUAUCUGGCUCUGAAACACGAGCUUUAUCCUACUACAUUGUGGAUAUGGGACAUCUGUACGGAUUAUCUGGAUUAUUUGCUACUUGAAAAUCCCAUUACAGCUAUCAAAUGGAGUCCCGUUCACCCACGAUUGCUUGUACUUUCCGAGUGUACACGCGUGUACGAAUGGACUCGAAAAGGCGCAAGCUCUGUGCCAAUGUCUAAAAAUAUGUCGGUUGUAGACGCGUAUUGGCAUCCUUUGGGAGAAAAGGCUGCAUUGUGCGGCUAUAAUAAAGCGAUGAUUUAUGAAACUACAAAUACAUCUUAAUAAAUAAUAAUAGUUGUUUUGAUUCAAAUCCGUAAUAUAUUUAUAAAUAAUGU
This is a messenger RNA of Temnothorax curvispinosus, 1617 nucleotides long. RefSeq names its product WD repeat-containing protein WRAP73-like. Gene Ontology annotation, biological process: mitotic sister chromatid segregation; protein localization to mitotic spindle pole body; microtubule anchoring at mitotic spindle pole body. The record is from RefSeq and is a predicted model, not a curated record. The coding region runs from base 191 to 1564 and encodes 457 amino acids. Lineage: Eukaryota; Metazoa; Arthropoda; Insecta; Hymenoptera; Formicidae. The transcript is spliced from 8 exons. Gene Ontology annotation, molecular function: protein binding. Gene Ontology annotation, cellular component: microtubule organizing center; mitotic spindle; MWP complex.